Eurytemora carolleeae is the source of this 1608-nucleotide messenger RNA. RefSeq lists its product as uncharacterized. The record is from RefSeq and is a predicted model, not a curated record. Gene Ontology annotation, molecular function: cytoskeletal adaptor activity. Lineage: Eukaryota; Metazoa; Arthropoda; Copepoda; Calanoida; Temoridae. Gene Ontology annotation, biological process: asymmetric cell division; apical protein localization; regulation of asymmetric cell division. The coding region runs from base 257 to 1525 and encodes 422 amino acids. Gene Ontology annotation, cellular component: apical cortex. The transcript has 10 exons.
UGCUGCUCUGAACCUAGUCCAGAUUAACAGAAAGCUGCGUGAGCUGCUCUCCUGGACAAUUGAACUGCUCUCUUUAGUAAAAGCUGCUCCUGCACCCACUGCUGUUCAUCUGAAGGAUUUACCUGGGUUUAGGUCAAGUUCCGAUGUUGGUUCCUGGAAUACUCUGUUAGAUAAGGUUGAAUAUCUUGGACAUCGAGCUGAUGAGCUUCUAACAGAAGCAGAGUACGCAAGAUCCUGUACACAAAAUAUUGGAAAAAUGAGAGAGAUAUUAGUGGAUAUCGGAGAGGGUCUAGCUCAGCUAACCGACCUCUACCUGGAGACUAGACUAGCACCAGUAGCGAGAACCAUCAGAUUAUCAGCUGUUCAUUCAAAUAUACAGUCUUGUUUGAGGUUGCUGGUUGGGUUUGGAGGAUUAGAUUACUCUGAGAUAUCCUUGAUACUCUCCCGUCUAGAUACUGUUCGAUCCCUGGUUGCUCUAGCCGUCUCAUCACAGAGCAAACAUUUACGGAUUCUUGCUCUUAGAGCACUUAGCUCAGUUUGCUCUACACAGGAGAUGAUAAGAGAUUUAGAGGAUUGCGGGGGAGUUGAAGUAGUUUGCGGUUUCCUCACUUCUAUACCUUGUACACAAACAAAGGUUGAAUGUGCUGGGAUUUUGGCACAAAUUACCUCCCCCUGGCUACUUCAAGAUAAGAGGUUAUCUCCCAGUUUUCGAACCUGGAUUCCUCAAAUCAUUUCUGGUCUUGUAAACCUACUCCAGCAGUACUCAAACCCUCUUGAAGAAUCUACCAGUAGUUGUGAGCACCCUGAGCAGCAAGGAUCUCCGUCCCGUCCUCUCUCCCCUCUAGAGCUAGAUGGGGAGCAGCUGUUUCUAAUCUAUGCUGCUCUUUCCCAUCUAUGCUGCUUGGAACCUGAAUCCACAAAACUGCUGAUUAAAGAGAAUCGAAUUCGAACUUUAAUAUUUGAGGUAGGACGGAAGAACUUGAGCUCUGUAAACCUUGUGGAGCAGUUGAUUAACAUCCUGGAGGAGCUGAGCAGAACGGAGAAGGAGAGGAUGAGGACGGAUGAGAAUAUUCUCCGGUUUCUCCUAAACCAGGUUCAGAACGAGGAUCACAAGUUUCAGAGAAUUCGAAAUAAAUCCGCGUCAAUACUUACUAGUCUUGCCAGUACACCCUCGGUGUUCAAUGAUGUUCUUCUGAGCGGUCAGUUGGCGCAGACUGCUCGGCGCGCUAGUCGUCGGUCACGUGUCGUGACCAGUCCCUUGAAUAAAUCAAAGAAAACUCUCAGUCAGUCUGAUCAGCUCGCUAGCUCCCACUGUGUUGAACGCCGGACCAGUCCUGGAUCUAAACAAGUUGAACGGCGGGCUAGUGUCAUAUUGAAGCCAGAUGACCGGCGCGCUAGUUCCACUUGGAAUUCAGUUGACCAACUUGCUAGUAGUCCACUCCUGGCGACCCAGUGUGGCCGAUUAAUGCAAUCUGUUGGGAACUGUUCUGUUUACAGUUUUUUAAAUGAAACUAUACAAUUGUAGACAGCUAUAGACAUAAGUCUGCAUGUAGACUUGAAGAUUUGAAGAAAUAUAAUAGUAAUAUAUAUGCUUCACCGAUCAAUAUA